CCCUCCUAUGCUUUGAAACUUUAGCCUCUUGAAUCCCUCCCUAGCUAUAACUCUGCAGUUAAAUCUUCUUUGUGACGCUUAUCAUUAACAUUUCUCUUUUGUUAUAGUUAAUAUUUAUUCAGUUGAGCCAAUGUCAAUCUCAGCAAGUUCAGGGGAUUUUGAGAUUCUCCCUGCCACAGAUGAUGCCCAUGGAGGAGUCAUUAUAGAUUUGAAGGAGCCAAUGGACUCUGAAAUUUUUGUUACUUUGCUUAGAACGUCGCUCUCACAAUGGAAGAAACAGGAGAAAUGCGGUGUUUGGAUCAAGUUACCUACAGCACUAGUUAAUCUUGUUGAAACUGCAGUUAAGGAGGGUUUCGGUUACCACCAUGCUGAACCAAACUAUCUAAUGCUAGUUUAUUGGAUUAUUCCUGAAACAAGCUGCACAAUCCCUCCAAAUGCAUCCCACCGUGUAAGGGUCGGUGGUCUUGUCUUAAAUGAUAACAAAGAGGUGCUUGUAGUCCAGGAAAAAAGAGGUAUAUUCCAUGAAAUUGGCCUUUGGAAGAUACCUACCGGAAUAGUUGAAGCGGGUGAGGAGCUUUCAGCCGCAGUUGUUAGAGAAGCAAAAGAAGAGACAGGAAUUGAUACAGAAUUUGUGGAAUUACUGGCAUUCAGGCACGCACAUAAUUCAUUCUUUGGGAAAUCAGAACUAUAUUUCCUUUGCAUGUUGCGUCCUCUUUCUACUGACAUCAAAAAGCAAGAUUUGGAAAUUGAUGCUGCCAAGUGGAUGCCGUUUGAGGAAUAUGCUGCCCGUCCUAUUACAGAACCCUUCAAGUAUGAAAUUGAGUUAUGCUUAGCAAAGUUAGAAAGGAGCUAUGCUGGAUUCUCUCCACGACCUAUCUCAUCAUAUUACAAGGAGGAAUUGAGUUAUCUAUAUUUAAAUAGCCAUGACUUGGACAAAUCUUCGAAAUCAUUCGAGGUCUUUAGGUCUUAGCUAGACAAAAGUUGAAUGAUAUCGGUUUCUCACUAAUGAGAUGCUAAUUAGCUGCA
Molecule: messenger RNA, 1026 nt
Organism: Glycine soja
Lineage: Eukaryota; Viridiplantae; Streptophyta; Magnoliopsida; Fabales; Fabaceae
Product: nudix hydrolase 10-like
Exons: 8
Coding region: 131-970 (279 amino acids)
Molecular function (GO): NADH pyrophosphatase activity; NAD binding; ADP-ribose diphosphatase activity
Source: RefSeq, a predicted model, not a curated record